Messenger RNA from Drosophila rhopaloa, 3988 nucleotides. It is a transcript of the gene Su(dx), whose product is annotated as E3 ubiquitin-protein ligase Su(dx). NCBI's taxonomy places the organism in Eukaryota, Metazoa, Arthropoda, Insecta, Diptera, Drosophilidae. Gene Ontology annotation, biological process: ubiquitin-dependent protein catabolic process. Gene Ontology annotation, molecular function: ubiquitin protein ligase activity; protein binding. The record is from RefSeq and is a predicted model, not a curated record. The transcript is spliced from 8 exons. The coding region runs from base 660 to 3458 and encodes 932 amino acids.
CUGGUCACACUGCAUCUAUUUCGCUUGUAAAAAAAUGAACAGCAAUAACAAAUAAACAAUUAGUGCAGCGAUACGAUACCGACUUCUCGCAAUUACGUGGAUCGAAACUAAGGCGGCAGCGGAAAAUCGUGCAAUAUUUCACCCACCAAUUUAUUGGCCCAGGAAAACUCAAUUAAGAAUCCCGCACACAUACACACACUCAUGCAGCCGCGCACAGGAGACAACAAACACACACACAGGCGCAAGUUGUAGGAGCACCCGAGUAAGAGGAAGAACCAAAAGAAUUAGCUGAUAAACACUUGAGUACUGGACCCUACGAUAAGCGACAGAAAAGCCGGAAAGUGCGUGCUAAUUGAUCGGAUGUGAUGUGUCAAUUAAAAUCCAUUGAAAGCGAUUCCUAGUCAAUUUCAACCUGGCGACGGAAUUUGAUGAGUUAACAAAUAAUAAACAAGCUGCAGUUGCUCACGUGUUCUCGCCAAAUUAAUGCAGUAAGAAACCCAAGCAAAAGGGAAAUCGCAACCACUGCACAGGCAGAAAAAUUUAUAAAAUACUCAUUUUUGAACAUAAUAUGAACGAAAGUUUACCGAAGUGGUGAAGGUCACUCAGAGGAAGGAACACAACGCGGAGGAGAAGGAGGAGCAGCAGCACUCAGCCACUAAAUGGCCGAUGGAAAUGGGCUGCCAGCGGGUGCAGCUUCCGGAGGCAUGGAGACCGGACAGACAGUGAAUGGAGCCGGGUCCGCCAGCCCAACGCCCACUUCCAGUUCGGGGGCGGGGGCUAGUGGGAGUGCCAAUCAAGGAUACCAUCAAUUAAGUGUGACAAUCGAGGAGGCUUCUCUGCGCAACAACGGCUUUCUCAAGCCAAAUCCCUAUGUGGAGCUCCUGAUCGACAGCAAAAGCAAGCGGAAGACGGACCUGGUCAAGAACACUUAUCUGCCCAAGUGGAACGAGGAGUUCACGGUUCUGAUCACACCCAACUCCACUCUGCACUUCAAGGUGCUAGAUCACUCCAGUUUCCGCAAAGAUGCCAUGCUGGGAGAGCGAAUCAUCAACCUAUCACACAUCCUGCAGCAUUACAACGGGCGCUGCGAGUUCCUCGAGCUGACCAUAGACCUGUUCGUCACGAGCAAGUCGGACAAUCGCCAAACGAAGAGCGGCGAGCUGGUGGCCAUUCUUAACGGUCUCAAACUGGACAUGAGCAAGCUGCAAAUUCAACCACCGGCGGUCCAACAGAAUGGCAAUCCACCCGUCCAGGCUGUCAACCCGUCGGUGGUCAGUGAAGCGGCGUCCGGACGCAGUUGCAUGAUUUACGGUGGAGUGCGAGCACGUAUGCGACUUCGCUCAAGUAGUGGCAACAGCAAUGGCGAAGAGGGCCGCUCGCCCCUGCCGAACGGAGGAGCGGAAACCAGGAGAUCUGCGCCAGCUCCGCCAGUAUGGGAACAGCAGCAGCAAUCCCAGAGUCAGCCGCAGCCCCUGAGGAUGGUAAAUGGCAGUGGGGCGGCGGUGCCGCAGACAGCGCCGUAUCCCCAGCAACCCCCGGCUCCCGCACUUGCACGUCCCCUAACCCAAGUUUACGGAGCGCUGCCAGAGAACACUCCGCAAGCUGCGCUCUGCCCUCCUAUCGAACAGCCUGGAGUUGGACUUCCCGUGAGCCAAAGCACAGAUCCGCAACUCCAAACGCAACCGGCGGACGAUGAACCACUGCCGGCUGGCUGGGAAAUUCGACUGGAUCAGUAUGGCCGACGGUACUAUGUAGAUCACAAUACACGUUCCACUUACUGGGAGAAACCGACGCCACUGCCUCCAGGUUGGGAGAUAAGGAAAGAUGGACGCGGACGAGUUUACUACGUCGAUCACAACACGAGGAAGACCACCUGGCAGCGGCCGAACAGCGAGCGCUUGAUGCACUUCCAGCACUGGCAGGGUCAGAGGGCCCACGUUGUAUCCCAGGGCAAUCAGCGAUACCUGUACUCCCAGCAACAACAGCAGCCAACAGCGGUGACUGCGCAAGUGACGCAGGACGACGAGGAUGCACUGGGACCGCUGCCAGAUGGCUGGGAGAAGAAGGUCCAGUCGGACAACCGAGUGUACUUUGUGAAUCAUAAGAACCGCACCACCCAGUGGGAGGAUCCACGAACCCAGGGCCAGGAAGUGAGCCUGAUUAACGAGGGCCCGCUGCCGCCCGGCUGGGAAAUCCGCUACACGGCCGCCGGUGAGCGCUUCUUUGUUGAUCACAAUACGCGACGUACCACCUUCGAGGAUCCUCGACCGGGAGCACCAAAGGGGGCCAAGGGAGUUUACGGAGUGCCACGUGCCUACGAACGCAGUUUCCGCUGGAAGCUGUCUCAGUUCCGGUACUUGUGCCAGAGCAACGCUCUGCCAUCGCACAUCAAAAUCACGGUGACGCGACAAACCUUGUUCGAGGACUCCUACCAUCAGAUUAUGCGCCUCCCCGCCUACGAACUUCGGAGGCGACUCUAUAUCAUAUUCCGUGGCGAGGAGGGACUGGAUUACGGCGGAGUAUCUCGCGAGUGGUUCUUCCUGCUUUCCCACGAGGUCCUUAAUCCCAUGUACUGCUUGUUUGAGUACGCGAACAAGAACAACUACAGUCUUCAGAUAAAUCCCGCCUCGUACGUGAACCCCGAUCACCUGCAGUACUUCAAGUUUAUCGGUCGCUUUAUCGCGAUGGCCCUUUACCACGGAAGGUUUAUCUACAGUGGAUUCACAAUGCCUUUUUACAAGCGCAUGCUGAACAAGAAGCUUACCAUCAAGGAUAUCGAGACCAUCGAUCCGGAGUUCUAUAACUCUCUUAUAUGGGUAAAGGAUAAUAACAUCGAUGAGUGCGGCUUGGAGCUGUGGUUCAGCGUGGACUUCGAAGUACUCGGCCAGAUAAUCCAUCACGAGUUAAAGGAGAAUGGCGAAAAAGAGCGCGUGACGGAGGAGAACAAGGAGGAGUACAUCACGCUAAUGACAGAGUGGCGAAUGACGCGUGGCAUUGAGCAGCAGACAAAGACGUUCCUGGAGGGCUUCAACGAGGUGGUGCCGCUGGAGUGGCUCAAGUACUUUGAUGAGCGCGAGCUGGAGCUGAUCCUGUGCGGCAUGCAGGACGUGGACGUGGAGGACUGGCAGCGCAACACUAUUUACAGACACUACAACCGCAAUUCCAAGCAGGUCGUCUGGUUCUGGCAGUUUGUCCGAGAGACGGAUAACGAAAAGCGGGCCCGUCUGCUACAGUUUGUGACGGGCACGUGUCGCGUGCCGGUCGGAGGAUUCGCCGAGCUGAUGGGCUCCAAUGGGCCGCAGCGCUUCUGCAUCGAGAAGGUGGGCAAGGAAACGUGGCUGCCGCGCUCGCACACCUGCUUCAAUCGAUUGGACCUGCCGCCGUACAAGAGCUACGAUCAGCUGGUGGAGAAGCUGACCUUUGCCAUCGAGGAGACUGAGGGUUUCUGCCAGGAAUGAGUGGCAGUCGAUUUGUGGUCGGUUUGUUGAUUAAUGUUUAAUUCCAGUUGAGCGCCUGCGUUACCGUCCCCCCAAUCUCUACCCCUACCCCUACCCUUACCCAUUCCCCCCUCCAAAUCCCCUUCCUCGUUUGACGACCACGUUGCGUUAAAUAGUUACUGUUAUUAUUAUUACAUACGUAUAUAUUACUACUGUAUACUGUAAACACAAAACACACUUUUGUCUGUCUAUUCCUAUGUUCGCUACAACUAGGCCUUGAUUAAGUUUAGUUACCAUAUUAAAUGAAAGGUUUGCCUAAAGUGCGAAAUUUGAGAACGAUGUAUCGAUGUAUUGAAAGUUUAUUUUGAAGUAAUGUUUUAAUUUUUUAGAUAUAUAUUAUCUAUUACAUAAUUUCUUUUUGAAACAGGUUUUGAGUGAAUCUUUUCUGGUUAUAAUUUUUUACGAUUGUCUUUAAAUGUAUUUGUCGAUAAAUUUUUUUUCGCCCAUGAUUCGUCUGUAAAUUAUACGCCAAUAAAUAAAACUACCUGAUA